CGUGUUUGAGAGAUUCCGGGACGUCGAUGCGAAGUAUUUGAUAAUUUCUGACAUCGGUGACUAUAUCCGGCUUUUUCCUGGAUUCCGUCCGGAAACGCGGCACCGCCUUGUUUUGUUACUCACAUUGCACAUUCAAGAACGGAGCUUUUAAUUUAUUUAAUUUCGAUCGGUAUAUUCGCUCGAUAAUUGUGACGGGUUUCGCACAACGAUCCAUCGCGCGGAUUCUUACCUGUCGCGUAACAAUUAAAUUAUUGAUAACAAUCACCUGUAUCGAAUUACCUUCGCGAGAGAUAUCGAGAAAAGAAAGGAAGUGAAUUAAAGCACAGUUACGGUAAUUACCACAAAAAUGUCGAAGAAACCAGGAGCUACCCAAGCAAUGCAUAAAGUUAUAAUGGUUGGGAGUGGAGGUGUUGGAAAAUCUGCUCUUACAUUACAGUUUAUGUAUGAUGAGUUUGUUGAAGAUUAUGAACCUACAAAAGCAGAUUCCUACAGAAAAAAAGUUGUAUUAGAUGGAGAAGAGGUACAAAUAGAUAUCUUGGAUACUGCAGGACAAGAAGAUUAUGCAGCAAUUCGAGACAAUUACUUUCGUAGUGGAGAAGGAUUUCUUUGUGUAUUUUCGAUAACAGAAGAUGAUAGUUUCCAAGCAACACAAGAAUUUAGAGAACAAAUUCUCAGGGUAAAAAAUGAUGAGAACAUUCCAUUUUUAUUAGUGGGGAAUAAAAGUGAUUUACAAGAAAAAAGGAAGGUUAGUUUAGCUGAAGCUCAAGCAAGAUCUCAACAAUGGGGUGUUCCUUAUGUGGAAACAAGUGCUAAAACAAAAGAAAAUGUGGACAAGGUAUUUUUCGACUUGAUGCGUGAAAUAAGGUCACGCAAAAUUGAAGAUAAGUCAGCAAGCAAUGGUCGAGGUAAAGACCGCGCCAAGAGGAAGAAAAAGAAGUGCAUUAUUCUAUAGGUUUUCUUUGAUCUAAUGCGAGCAAUAGCUGCUCGCAAGGCACAGGAAAACCAGGGAGAUGGGAGUGAACGUAAGAAGAAAACAAACUGCUGCAUCUUGCUAUAACAAACAACAUAAAACAAUGUGUAGCUUAUGUUACAAAAGGUUCAACUCCUAUAAUUGAAAACUAAGCAUAAGAGAAUUGUAUUUAUACAAAAAUGAAAUGAGUUUUCUGACACUUUACAGUGAGUUGACACUCUUAAUCUUUGCUAUUCACUGUAUUACGUACAGAAUAUAUUCGAAUUCUCUUAAGAUACACACAUAUACAAUUUAC
Molecule: messenger RNA, 1265 nt
Organism: Camponotus floridanus (Florida carpenter ant)
Lineage: Eukaryota; Metazoa; Arthropoda; Insecta; Hymenoptera; Formicidae
Gene: Rala
Product: ras-related protein Ral-a
Exons: 6
Coding region: 347-952 (201 amino acids)
Biological process (GO): Ras protein signal transduction
Cellular component (GO): plasma membrane
Molecular function (GO): GDP binding; GTP binding; GTPase activity
Source: RefSeq, a predicted model, not a curated record